Halteromyces radiatus is the source of this 1054-nucleotide messenger RNA. RefSeq lists its product as uncharacterized. The record is from RefSeq and is a predicted model, not a curated record. The transcript has 4 exons. NCBI's taxonomy places the organism in Eukaryota, Fungi, Mucoromycota, Mucoromycetes, Mucorales, Cunninghamellaceae. The coding region runs from base 39 to 980 and encodes 313 amino acids.
UUUUCCUUUUUCUUUUUCUUUUUUGUUGUGAUCUUGAUAUGGCAGAUGAUCUAACACAACAACUGAAGGAUAUCUCUCUAGAUUCUACCAAAAAACCAGCCACAUCAAAAGCAAGCUAUGACAAAACUGCUUUAAAAGAACGAUGGAAGAUUUUGGGCAAAGAUGCCGAACAAAGUAUUCUAUCAGCGAUUCGACGAUCAUGUUUUGAUACUUUUGCAAGAAAGGAUUUUGGAACUACUUUACAAAUGAUCAAACAUAGUUUUGUGGAUCGUGAUUAUGAAGGGAUCUUUACGGACGCCAGUAAUCUAGAUGUGUAUAGUGCAGCAUAUGUACCUGGGCGAGCAGUCUGUUACUAUGAAAUUUUCUCGAUGCCUCCUUUGUUGAAACUAUUGAUGAAGAAAACAAGAAUAUAUGCAGUAGGUUCAGGUAGUGGUUCAGAAUUGGUCAGUCUAUCAGCAGCAAUGACACGAGUACCUGGAGAACGACAACGAAUUCAACUUUAUAUGCAAGAUAUUGGUGAAUGGCAAUCUGUUUUAGAUAAAUUCGAAAAAUACACAGCACGUGCAUGGCAAAUCACCUCGGAACAAUUGACUUGUACUUAUCAACAAGGGGAUAUAUUGGAUCCUAUUACUAUGACAACUACUACAGCACAACAAAUCGCUUCUGCUGACUUGAUCACAUUUAUGUUUGUCAUGAAUGAAUUAUUUGUUAAAAAACAAUCUGCAAUGUCACUUAUUCAAACUUUGGUGGCUUCAAUGAAGAAAGGUGCUUAUCUUUUGGUGGUAGAAUCAGCUGGAUCCUUUUCUCAUUUAAAGGUUGGUAAUAAAACUUAUAUGGUAUAUACUUUAUUGGAUGCUAUUCCUGAUUUUGAAUGUGUAAUUUCUGAAGAUUCUCGGUGGUACAGGUGCAGUGAUCAAGUGAAAUACCCAUUACCCGUGGCCAAUAUGCGAUACUUUAUCCGUCUGUAUAGGAAAAAAUAGGCGCCGACUAGAAUAGAAAUUAUACCUUUUCACACAAUGACUAAAAAAAUAAAAAUCUUAAAUUUUUCUCAUUU